AAUCAGGUUCUUCCUCCCCCUCCCACCCAAAACGCUAGAAUCCAAGUAUCCCUUGCAAACCCGCGAAUCUUCCCUUCGCUUCCCCACCCAACACGGCACAACGCAACGCUCUCCUCCCCAAAUCCGACCGCCCAGGCGCCCACCGCCUCCGCCGCUCGCUUCACCCGAACCUCGCCUCGAGAUGGACGGCGAAGCGGCGGACCUCAACGACUGGGAGCUUCUCCUCACCUCCCCCACCGCCGCCGAUGAGGCCGCUGCGGCGGAGACGAGAGAUGGCGGCGGCGAUGACGAGGCGGGGGCGAUCAAGUACGAUUACUUCGAGCUUGGUUCGGAUGUGAAGUAUCCGGAGAGGGUUUCCUUCUCGAAGGAGUUGGAGGAGGAGGGGGAGGGGGAAGAGGAGGAGGGGGUGGCGUCCGGCAACGCGAGCUGGGUGGAGCCCGACCCCGACGACCUCGUCUUCCCCGGCCCUGACCGCGCGGCGCUGUGGUCGGACUCGUCGGACGACGGGGAGAGGCGGGAGGAGGCCGAGGCCACCGAGCCGCUGCCGGUGGAGGCGGCAGCGGCGGAGGUGGAGGCGGGCGAGGGCGCGGUGACGAAGGGCGGAGGGGCUGGGGCGGGGGUGGUGCGGUGGUGGCACCUGCCGAUGGGCGUGCUCCGGGCGUGGGCGCUGCGGGCGGCGAGGAGCGUGUGGUCGUUGCCCGUCGCCGUCGCGCUGCUCGGCAUCGCCGUGCUGGGGCGGCGCCUGUACCGCAUGCGGCGGCAGAGCAAGGCCGUGGCGCGCGUCCGCCUCGUCCUCGACGAAAAGAAGGCAUCCCAGUUCAAGGCCCAAGCAUCACGCCUGAAUGAAUCUUUCCCAAUGGCACGCCGAGCUCCGAUCAUGAAGCCUCUGCUUCCUGCGAAUGGAGUGACCCCAUGGCCUGUGCUGGGACACAUCUGAGCUUGAGAUCGACGGCAUAGGACUAGUAAUACAAUUGUCCAAAGUUACUUGGCUUGUGAGCAUACCAUAUUGGUCCCUAAAGAUCUAGCCGCUAUACCGCUACUUGGAGUAUACACCUCUGGUUGUGGAAGGUAGUUACAUUCCCACUUUAUGUGGGAUGCCAUUUAGGCCUUCUCAGCUUUCAUGUUUCUUUUGUACCUUAUAAUUUUCUUCUGUAGUGUUGUGUUACCAUAUGCGCUUGAACAUUGUAUCUGUAAUUCUGUAUAUAUGACAAAGUAACCAUACAGAUUGGGAGUUUGAAACUGUGCUCAGCUUCCUUUCGCUACUGUUAAUUUAGCUGUUUCCGUGCUGA
Messenger RNA from Oryza sativa Japonica Group (Japanese rice), 1289 nucleotides. RefSeq lists its product as uncharacterized. The record is from RefSeq and is a predicted model, not a curated record. Lineage: Eukaryota; Viridiplantae; Streptophyta; Magnoliopsida; Poales; Poaceae.